Messenger RNA from Emericellopsis cladophorae, 2100 nucleotides. Its product is annotated as TFIIH basal transcription factor complex p47 subunit. Gene Ontology annotation, biological process: DNA-templated transcription; nucleotide-excision repair; regulation of transcription by RNA polymerase II. The record is from RefSeq and is a predicted model, not a curated record. NCBI's taxonomy places the organism in Eukaryota, Fungi, Ascomycota, Sordariomycetes, Hypocreales, Bionectriaceae. Gene Ontology annotation, molecular function: zinc ion binding. The coding region runs from base 1 to 2100 and encodes 699 amino acids. Gene Ontology annotation, cellular component: transcription factor TFIIH holo complex; transcription factor TFIIH core complex. The transcript is spliced from 8 exons.
AUGGGGUCAACCGAGUUUGGCAACUUUCACAUUUUGUCAGAUCAAAAUGGUCAAGAUGGGCCGUGGGGUGGCUGUGAGCUGAAGGGCAUACCGCUCUCGGGCGACAGGAAACUGGGCAACCUUGGUGCUAUUCUCCUCUGCGGUCUCGCAAUCAUUACGUCUCUUUUUCUGCUUCUCAAGUCGGAGAAGAAGAAGGCGGCUGUUGGGCGAAGGGAAAUGCAGCUGUUCUUGCUGGGCUACAUCCUCAUCAGCAUUUGCGAGAUUUUCUCAGUCGGCGAAUUCCCCUUUCCCAAGGAUGCUCGCGAUGGAUUCACCGCCGUGCACAUUGGCGCCAUCGUUGCAACUACGUGGAUUCUCGUGAUGAACGCUCUGAUUGGAUACCAGUUUAUCGACGACGGCACCGCAUUGUCCCUGGGCCUUUGCCUAGUCACGGCAGUCGCCUUGUUCGUCGGUACCGGCUACAUCGCUCUCGAUACAGGAUUCGACUUUACUGGCUAUUGGGAGGACAGCUAUACAGGGGAUAACCGCCACAUUGCCCUUUACGUCCUCUACCAACUGGUCCCGCUUAUCUUCCUCGUCGCCUUUUAUGUGCUCGAGGCCAUCCUCGUUCUCCGCGUACUGGGCGAGACUCGGCCCAUGAUCUACCUCACUGCCGCCGCAGUACUUUUCGCCGCUGGGCAGGUUUUCAACUAUGUUAUCAGCAAGUACAUCUGCGACGGAACCGAUGGAAAGAUCGACGGAUCCAUGUUCCAAACGCUGUUCACUUAUCUAUCCGUCGUUGCCGUCUGGAUUUUCUGGUCAAGCAUCACGGAGGACGACUGGCCGAUGCCUGUCGGGACAAUGGAACAGACUUUCGUUCAACAACAUAUUCGUCUGCGGCACGAUAUUGCGAACUACGCCGACCAGACGCCUGCCAUGGCUGCCGACUCGGAUGAUGAAUUCAUCGACGACAACAUGUCCGAUGACGUGUUGGACCACGACGUGGGCGCGCCCGAUCCGGAUGACGAUCCAUCCGACCAUCCUCGUGUCUUGCACAGCUCGAAAUCCGUGUCGCGUGCUACCAAGGGUCGCAAGAAGCGCCGCGAUCGCAAAGACCAGGCGCGCGAGUGGGAGACGGCGAAACGAUCAUGGGAGACGGACCUCCCCGACGAAGACCAGGACGGCAUCCUCAACCUCUCCGCCCUCGAAGCGGAGAAGCGAAGACGCGUGCUACGGGACACUACGCCGCUACAGAGGGGUAUCAUUCGACAUUUGGUCCUCGUGCUGGACAUGAGCUUUGCCAUGGAGGAGAAGGAUCUGCUACCGAAUCGAUACCGUCUGACGCUUCGAUACGCGGUCACGUUCGUCCGAGAAUUCUUUGAGCAGAAUCCUAUUUCGCAGCUGGGCAUCAUUGGCAUGAAGGGCGGCGUCGCGGUGCGGAUCAGCGAUCUGGGUGGAAAUCCCAGUGAACACAUUGCCAAGCUGCGCAAGCUGGAGGAGGAAGAGCCGAAAGGACACCCGAGUCUGCAGAAUGCGUUGGAAAUGUGUCGGGGUGCUCUCUUCCACGCUCCGUCCCACGGCACGAGAGAGGUCCUCAUCAUCUACGGCGCAUUGCUGUCCAGCGACCCGGGCGACAUCCACGACACCAUCUCAUCCCUCAUCACCGAUCGAAUACGCGUCUCUAUCGUUGGGCUGUCGGCCCAUAUCGCCAUCUGUGCCGAACUCUGCUCUCGGACGAACGCCGGCGACGAAUCGCAGUACAACGUAAUACUCGACGAGGUACAUUUCAGAGAGCUCUUUCUCGCGGCCACAACACCCCCCGUCACGCGUACGGCUGAGCAGAAUGUGGCGAGUCUGCUGAUGAUGGGGUUCCCAUCGAGGACGUUGGCGCCGAGCGGCUCUUCGGCAGCAGACGGGCAAAAGCCUGGGGAGAAACAGUACAAGGGCGUCAGCGAGAGCGGACGAUAUGCGUGCGAGGUGUGCGGGAACCACUUCUGUAUUGACUGCGACGUCUUCGCGCAUGGCGUCGUACACAAUUGUCCCGGAUGUCAGAGCACUGUACCAGCACAAAUAGAAGACGGAGUCAACGGGGGUCAUGAGCCCAUGGCGGUGGACGAGUGA